Maniola jurtina (meadow brown) is the source of this 2709-nucleotide messenger RNA. RefSeq names its product FAD synthase-like. Gene Ontology annotation, molecular function: FMN adenylyltransferase activity. The transcript has 5 exons. Gene Ontology annotation, biological process: FAD biosynthetic process. Lineage: Eukaryota; Metazoa; Arthropoda; Insecta; Lepidoptera; Nymphalidae. The record is from RefSeq and is a predicted model, not a curated record. Bases 244 to 978 code for a protein of 244 amino acids.
GUCAAUGUCAAUUUUUCAAAUUGACAAGUGUUCACAUCACACGAUAAUUUUCAACUUUUUGGUUUUAUUUAGGAUUUUAAUUUUAUAUGGGUAUCUUAAUAAUUCUAAUACUGUAAAAUUGUUACUUUUAUGUAAUAUAUGCAGAAAGGAAGAAAACAUAGUGGUCGCCAAAAAAAUAUUCGUGCUGCUUAUAAUUAUGUUACCUUGAAAUAGUGGAGUGAUGUGUUACCACGCGGAUAAGACAUGGAUUUUGAAGAUAUUGACACAGUUGUGAGCGAGUCUCAACAGAUCAUCCGAGAAUGCUUCCAAAAAUUUCAACUAGACGAAGUAUUUCUAUCAUUCAACGGCGGAAAAGAUUGCACAGUUCUACUAGACCUUCUAGUAAACAUCCUAGAAGACUUAUACAAGUCAAAUAACAUUAGGAAAGAUUUAAAAAUUGUGUACAUAAGGACUAUAGGGCCUUUUAGGGAAAUAGAGGAUUUUGUGAAGCAAGUGGAAAAGCAUUAUGGAGUUAAGUUGAUGGUGAUGGAGGGAGAUAUGAAGUUGUCUCUACAGAGGAUAUUGGAAAGAGAUAGCAGAUUAAAAGCGUGUUUCAUGGGAACUAGGCGAUCUGAUCCUUAUAGUGCAGGAUUGAAGUUUAUGCAAAAAACGGACCAAAACUGGCCUCAAAUAGUCCGCGUGUCUCCGCUAUUAAAUUGGAGCUACCACCAGAUAUGGAGCUACAUCCUGCGCAGACAAGUGCCCUACUGCAGCCUCUACGACAGGGGGUACACAUCAAUCGGAAGUAUACACAACACGUCACCGAACCCCGCCCUGGCAUACACAGACAUACACGGCCGCAUCUCGUACCAGCCCGCGUGGAAACUCUCGGACCCCUCACUGGAACGUGCGGGCCGCGGCCCGGCGCCCGCGCACAACGGACACACGGAAACAAACGGCCAUUCUGAUCUAAAUACAAUCGAAAACCAUAUACUAUGAGAAUGUACAUCUUACCAACGUUGAUUGAAUCAGGAUACUUAUGGGUGCCAUAGUAAUCUUUGACCUUCCCCCCCCCCCCCCACUCCUAAAAUCGUAAUUCCCGCUUGGCUGUAGAUGUAUGGACUAUGGACGAAUUUGAGCUUGAAACUAAAGGUUUCAAGGUCCAUUUUACUUUGACACUAAAAUGUUUCGACAUUCGAAUUCUAUUGGCAAUGUUGUUAAGUAACGUUGGUGAGGUGUAAUUUAUACUAGAAAGUAGAAACUUCUGAUAAUGGUAAAUUGAAAUGACAAAUUUAAAUGUAUUGAUAUCCCUAUCAUAAUGUUACCUGUGGAAAAAGAUAGCACUAGAUUUAGGGCCUGUCCAAUGUUUUAGUUUAAUUUAAGAUUGUGUGCAACAGAAUUAGCACCAUGGUAUAGUUUAAUUUAACUGGGGUUUUUUUUACUUUUUAUUACUUUGCAAUAUUUUUUCCAUUACCACAUCUUAUUUUGUAUAAAGGGCUCGACAUUAAUUUUAAUAUAAUUAUGAUUAAUACUCUCAAUGUUCAAAUUUUAGAUUACGACAGAGACAAUUUUUGCCAUAGCCUCUUUUUAUUUUAAUCUGUUUUUGGAUUAUUUUGACUUUGCAAUCUCAAUUCAAUGGAAAAUGCAAUUUUCACUUCUAUGUUUUAGUUGAAUAAGUAGUUUAUAAAAUAUUACAGGAAGCUUAAGUUACUUAAACCUUAAUUAAGUCAUCUAUAACAACUCUAUUUUUAUGCACAAUGCAAAGUUUUUUUAUAUAGAAGCAGGUGUUAUUUUGUGGAAGUCCAUGAUAUACAAGGAACCAAAAGCUCAAUUUUUUAUAAUCUGCUGAAACAGACAAAUCUGUAUGGUGCAAAAUUCAUCGUGCGAUAUGCACCGCCCGCCCUGCCACUGCUAAACAUGCUGGAAAAGCCAGCCACCAAGCAAGCAAUACGCACGACCACCACGCAGCGUGACACAAAUCCCCCAAAACACUCAAAACUGUGUAUAUAUGCCUACUUAAUUUACUAUAAACUGGGAUUAUUGCAAAUUGAGCUUUUGGGUCCUUGCAAAAUUAUUUAUCUUCACUAAUUUGUUACUUAAUUUAUUAAAAUGGGUAUGGGUAUUUUAGGGGUCCCGUACUUCAAAAACCCUUAUAGGAUCUAUUUGUUGUCUGUCUGUCUGUGUUUAUUUUUAUGCAUAAUAGUUUUUAUCUUGCAAUUUGCGAAAAAGUACGGAACCCUCGGUGCGCGAGUCUGACUCGCACUUGGUCGGGUUUUUUUUUUAUAUAGGUAAGUAGAUAAUUUUAUUACAUUUAGGCCAGAGACAAAUCUAUCUUAACAGCUAAUGAGAUUUUUGGCUCUGUCAUUUGUAUGAGAUUGCGUAACAGAGAGAGAGAGAGAGCUAUUCUAACUUGUUUCCGUGGACAGAGGUAUAUUUUGUAGCUAUACUAUAUAAUUUUAUACCUUUGUGGUUACCUACCAAUAGGUACUAAGCCUACUACCUAAGUACCUAUUGGUAGGUAAUGUAGGUACCUGAUAUUUUUUCGUUAUUAUCUAAUGCGGCCGAAAGUGCUUUUUUUUUACCGAAAAUUGUCUCGUAAAAAUGCUUUAUAAUUCAAUUCAUAGAAUUCGACAUUAUCGCAGUGAUAUGAAAUAACUGUUUGUUAUAUUUUUGUUAAAAUCCUGAUUGUUAAAGGUCUGUGAUUUUGAAAUUAAAUUAUUAUUGCACCGA